CACUACUACUAAUCUUAAAUCAUUGAACACGAAAACGCGCAACCACUUAGACAAGCAAACGCGAAAUCCAGCAAACAAACAGCCAUGGAUACCACUUCAUCCAAUCAAAAAGAUUAUACUAUUAUUUAUCUUUAUUCCUCCGCAAAACAAAACAAAAUUAAAUUAUUUUUAAUGAUUCUUCUGAGAGAUUUGGGUUGGAAAAUGGUGUUCAAACAAAUACAGUCAUUCACUAGUUGUUCACAUGUGAUUAGGAGAUUCUGAGCCUCUCUCGUGCAUUUUGAAAAGGACAAUUUUGUAUAGUUUUUGUUGUAAUUGAUUCGUUGUACGAAAAUUUACAUUUUAUUGGUGAUUUAAAACUAAUUUCUCGAGAAUGUGUUAUUUUUUAUACCUCGUUAUUGAUUGGUAAUGAAGGUUCAGGUCGCCAUCUAUGUCCCUCGAUUAUGUUGAUUAGUUAAGAAAAUAAGUAAAAAGUAAAUUACAAUAGCAAUCAUUUGCUCAAGUCGAACUUAGAUCUUUUGAUGGAUCUUAACCUAUUCUAAGUCGAACUUACAAAUUUGAGUUUUACCUGGUCUCGAAUACUUGAAAGUAGGGCUGGGAAACGGUGCGGUCUGGUCCAGACCAGACCAUAUAUACGGUCUAUGGUCCAGACCGAGAGGCUAAAGUAUAGACUACAGACCAGACCACAGACUAUACGGUCUGGUCCAGACCACGCCUGUACGGCCUGGUUCGGUCUGGUCUGGUCCAAAUAGACUACACUCAACGAAAAAUGAAUAAUUUGUUUAGUCAACCACAUAAAACAUUGAACCAAUAACCAAGAAAAAUAAUUGUUAUUUGCCUUAAAACAUUAAUCUUAACAUGCAUGAAUAAUUUUGGUACCCUAAAUCUUAGUACACAACAAAGAUACAAAGUAAAAACAUCUCAGCUUGCACCAUAACGUCAUAAACAUUAACAUAAUGUCAUAUGAAGACACUAUUAUCUCUACUCUCUGGUUAAAUGUGGUUGUGAAUGAAGAAGGGAAGAGAUUCACAAAAUUAAGGUUGAGACUUGGGUGUCGUUGUGGGAGUUUGGAGAAUGGUCGAAUGGGCUGUUAACACGUAUUGACAAGUCAGUUGAGUCCACGGUUUGGUCCGGUAAACCGCGGUCUAGACCAGACCAGGCCAAGAGAUCAAAUCAUAAAAUAAUACAGAUCAUGGACCAGACCAGACCAUACUUCACGGUCUACGGUCCGGACCAAACAGUGCGGUACGGUUUGGACCACGGUUUUACUAACGGUCAGGUCUAUUUUCCAAGCCUACUUGCAAGAAAUGAAUUAGCACAGUAAAAUUGGGCCCAAAAUAUUAUUUACUCGAGCCCGUGUCUUUCUUACCGCCAUGGCCCAGUUGUAGGCCCAACACGGUAGUUGAAAAGUCAAGCAGGCAGGCACGUUAGUUAAAAUAACAACUCUCACUGUAUACUCUCAAGAAAAUUUCACACCCCACCCGACGCGCCUCCACCACCCGCCAUUCCCCUUUUCCUCCCACCUAUUUAUUAUUAUAUUAUUUAUUUUUCAGUUGGCGCCAGAUUACAUUAUUCUUUUUCCGCCUAAUCUGCCAGCUGGUUUGACUCCGAAGAAUUAUAUAUACUCGCAAUUUCCCCCUAUCUCUCCCAAUUUCUCAAACCAAAUCCCUAACAGACAAUUGAAAUUCUCUCAUCCAAUCGACGGCGACGGAACCACCGAUCCACCACCGGAAAGCAGAGGAAUCAACAAUGGGGAACUACGUCUCCUGCACGCUGGCGACUCCGCUGACCAAGAGCGGGAAGGCGGCGGCGGCGGCGAGGGUGGUGUUCCCCGGCGGCGAGGUGAGGCAGUUCCGGGACCCGAUCAACGCGGCGGAGAUCAUGUUCGACUGCCCGAGCUUCUUCCUCGCCAACUCCCAGUCCCUCCAGAUCGGCCGCAGAUUCUCGCCGCUCCCCGCCGACGAGGAGCUGGAGCUCGGGAAUGUGUACCUCACGUUUCCGAUGAGGAGGGCGGGCUCCCUCGUCACCGCCGCCGACAUGGCGGUGUAUUUCGUGGCGGCGAACUCCGCCGCGAAAAGGAUCGGCGGCAGGUCGGGUGAUCCGGCCAGGAUCCGGCCGGAGGAGGUGGAGCUGGAUCGGAAGAGCUUGGAGGAGAUGUCGGAGGAAUUGGAGCUUCCGGCGGAGUUUAAGCACCGGCUGUCCAUUUGCCGGUCGAGGAAGCCGAUGCUGGAGACUAUUAGGGAAGAGCCGGCGACUCCUGUGCUUUCCAGAUGAUUAAAGAAGGGGGGGAAAUGGAAAAAUCGGUACGGCGGCGGCGGCGGAGACUUCCAAUUUGAUGUUAUUACCUUUUUUAACCUAUAACAGUGGAAGAGCAGAGCUUGAGGAAGGUUCAGAGACGGUGACGGUGGAGGAGUGGAAAUGAUAUUUGGUUUGUUUUGGGUAGUAAAGUGGAAUUUUUUUUAGACUUGGGGGAUUAGAUGUACAAAGGAAAGGAAGAUUGUAGAGGGGGAUGGAAAUGGGAUGUAUAAUUAAUUGUAUACAUUGCAUAUCGAGAUUGUUGUUUGUUGAUUGAGAAGAUUCAAUUAAUUCAAUUAUUGUUC
Molecule: messenger RNA, 2597 nt
Organism: Linum trigynum
Lineage: Eukaryota; Viridiplantae; Streptophyta; Magnoliopsida; Malpighiales; Linaceae
Source: the annotation of a GenBank genome assembly